This is a messenger RNA of Anisakis simplex (herring worm), 201 nucleotides long. The record is from the annotation of a GenBank genome assembly. Lineage: Eukaryota; Metazoa; Nematoda; Chromadorea; Rhabditida; Anisakidae.
AUGUCUGAGCGAGAUGGACAGUGCUCGAAAAGUAGUGAGAGUAUGGAGUGCUCUGGACAACGCACUCAGUUGCUACCAACCAGCCCUGAACGAACCGCUCUCUCGUUGUUCACCAAAGAUGAGUUUUCUCCAGAGGGAGGUGAACAGUCGUCGAGAAUCAGUGAGAUUUUGAGUCAAUUCCCCACAACCGGUAAGUUUUAG